AUGUCGGAAAAUGAGAGAGGUGAAGACUUUAUCGUCGGCAAAUCCAAUCUCCUCACCCGCUACGCUCGCAACAAGUUCAACACGAACUCAAAAGCCAUCAUUGGCGUCGAGUUUCAGACUCAGAGCAUGCUCAUCUCCGGUAAAAAGGUCAAAACUCAGAUUUGGGAGACCGUAGGUCAAGAACGCUUCCGCGCUGUCACUCCCGCCUAUUACCGUAGAGCCGUCGGAGCAUUCAUCGUCUAUGGCAUCACUCGCAUCUCAACCUUCGAGAACGUUGGUGGCUCGAUGAGCUCAACAGUAGGUUCUCUUCUCUGUUUCAAUUGA
Molecule: messenger RNA, 324 nt
Organism: Brassica rapa (field mustard)
Lineage: Eukaryota; Viridiplantae; Streptophyta; Magnoliopsida; Brassicales; Brassicaceae
Product: ras-related protein RABA5c-like
Molecular function (GO): GTPase activity; GTP binding
Source: RefSeq, a predicted model, not a curated record